Biomphalaria glabrata is the source of this 857-nucleotide messenger RNA. RefSeq lists its product as uncharacterized. The transcript has 4 exons. Lineage: Eukaryota; Metazoa; Mollusca; Gastropoda; Planorbidae. Bases 110 to 658 code for a protein of 182 amino acids. The record is from RefSeq and is a predicted model, not a curated record.
GUGCCAUGCAGCAUUGACAACUACAAAAUUUCAGUUUCAAAGCGACUUGUAUAAGACAAUCCAGCCAAUCAACAAGAACUUUUCCACUCGGACAUCAACUCUCUGCGCCAUGAAGUGUGGACAAGAGACAACGUGCCAGGCUUACCAGUACGAUACUGAGAAACAAGUCUGUGUACUGGGCUCAACGGUGUUGUCAUCAACGGUCCAACGAUUCUCUAGUCAGAAACUGUAUUGGGCUGGACAGUCUUCCGAACCAGCAUGCAAUAGUAAUAAUUACAUGAUUUGGCAUGUGCAGGGACUAGAUAACGGAAAACGCGUUUGUCUUCAUAUUGACAAGAAUCCCUAUUUACAACUUGACGCUAAUUAUCUUUGUAAAGGUUAUAACGGCACUUUGGCCGGUGUAGACACAAGUUAUAAAGUCGACCUCUUGAAUUUUUAUCAGAUGGAAUUUUGGGUAGGACUGGAGUAUGACACUGUUACUCAGAAACAUUAUUGGUCUUAUGACGGUAGCCCUCUGGAUGAUACUUGGAAAGCUUACAUCUUUGGACAAACGUAUGUAACUGGCUACUGCGCGACAUUCUACAACUCAAAGAUCUACUUUAAAUCUUGUUCCAUGAAAUUUGCCUUCGUAUGUGAACCUGCUAAGAUGACUGUCUAAAGUGCAUACCUUAUGUAUUUAUAUUCGAACGUCAUUUCCCUUUUACUUACAAAUAUCAACUACUCAGUUAAGUGGUCAAUUUCAAUAGUCAGCGACUAAUUAGGAAUGAGCAUUUUGCUUACACCAUUAUAUGGUAUAAUGCCUGUGACAUUUAUAAUUAAUAGCGAGCAUUUAUUUUAUUUGUUUUUAAAAAUAAUAC